GCAUAGGUGAUUACUGUGGUAUGUUCUCAGGAUCGGUUACUGGCUUCAGUGUGUGUGUGAUCACUGAACUGGUAGCACGUCCGACUCCUUAACGCAGCUCUUGCUCAUUAGGACAACCAUGUGGCUGGAGAUCCUGGUGGCGCUGGUAGUGGUGGGGAUGACUCUGAGGUUUUGGUACACAUACACGUCAGGCCACUGUACCAGCACCAGGUCCAUGGCGGGCAAGACGGUCAUUAUCACCGGUGGCACUGCAGGAAUUGGAAAGGAGACUGCUCGUGACCUGCUCCGGCGCGGCGCCCGAGUCAUCAUCGCUUGCAGGAAUAUGGAGAAAGGACGCAAAGUGGCAGAUGAGCUCCGGUCUGCCAGUAACGCCGGCGGGGAGGUGUUGGUGCGCCGCUUGGACACCUCCGAUCUGUCCUCCGUCAGGACCUUCGCAAAGGAGGUGCUGGACACCGAGAAGGCCAUCCACGUGUUGAUCAACAACGCGGGUAUUUAUGGUAUGGGGAAGAGACAGGUGACAGCUGACGGUCUCGAAUUGACCAUGGCAACCAACCACUUCGGCCACUUUCUACUGACCAACUUGCUGCUGGGACGUCUAAAGGAAUCUGGAAAAAGUCGUGUCGUCAACGUGUCUUCUUUGGCACACAAGUUUGCUCCUGAUUUUGACUUGAAUGAUUUGGCCAUAAGCAACAACUACACUCCAAACAAAGCUUAUGCCGCCAGUAAAUUGUGCAACGUGCUAUUCACCCGGGAACUGGCGGACAAGAUGGCUGGCACUGACAUGACGGUCAACAGCCUACAUCCAGGACUCGUGCGGACUGAAAUCUUCGAUUCAAUGAACUUCUCUUUGUUGACUUUCUUGACGCACAUUAUGCUGGUCAUUGCCUCCAAGGACGCUAUCUCCGGUGCGCAGACCAACAUCCAUUUGGCAGUGUCAGAAGAGGUGGAGGGCGUGAGUGGCCGAUACUUUGCUGACUGCAAGGAUGCUCCCAUGGAUGAUAUGGCGCUCCGCAAGGACUUGGCCACCGGGCUGUGGGAGGCCAGCAUAAAGGCUGUUGGACUGAAGAAAGACGAGAUCCACUACUGACCCCCUGGCCUCUACCAGUCGCCAUGCUUUGGUCGUGCUGGUCACCCAUUAUUACCGAGACCCCGAACUACCCACCAUUCCUUUCCUAACCAGUCGCUGAAUUGUCUCCUACCUUCCCUGUCUCCAUUGCCUUGUAUUGUUUUCUUAUUUAAUUUCUUCUGUCUUCCAUAAUCAUUCUGAAUACGAGCAUCACUGCCAACCCUCUGACCUUCGAAUACCUGGGCAAUAUCGAUUUGACUUGAUCUGUUUCAUUUGUCGAGGCAAUUUUGGAAAUAAAUCAGCCAACCUUCCGAAUGUCUCUAUCUGAUCUUUUGGGAGUGGCAGUUGAAUUGACUUAACUUUUCUUUUCUUUCUUUCUUUUUCUUUUUUCUUUUUUUUUACUUGCUACCCAUUAUAAAAAAUGUUUAAAUUGGAAAGAUUUAUUGGACUGGAAUUUUUUUCUUCUUACCUUGAGCUAGUAAGGUCUCGCAGAUCUUUCAAACAGGAUUUGUUUUCUGGGUCUGCAAAAAAUUGAAACGAAACAUCGCGUAUUUAAUGUAGCUGUUACAAUUAAAACAAAUUUUGAGGAAGGAAAAAAAAAAACCUUCAUUGAUUCAUAUGAUUUUGAAUUAUUAACCAAUAAAGUAAAACAUUUUUAGAUUUAUAACAUAAAUUGAGUGUCUGCUCUUUUGCCUAGCCAUAUGGUGUGUGCCUUCCUCUUUUCAGAUGAAAUUACUGUCCCUCUAUCUUGAAAGCUUUCAUCUUGGGGUCAUUCAUUUUCACUUUCACUAUAAUUCCUUUAACACACACGUUGACUUUAAUGUCUAAUUGCAAGAAGAAAAAUACUGGGCAAGUUAUGAUCCUGUUGCAGAAUUAUCUGUCAUCACAUUCCCUGAAUCUAAGUCACAGAAGCUAUAUUAGGUAACUGAUUCAUUUUAAGAUAGAUUACUUACUGGGGUACUAGUUCUCAUUGGUGCAUUUAUUACAACUGAGUGGCGAUGUAAUGUAAUUUAUAUUGUGCAAUAAAAUAUCAAACUCUU
This is a messenger RNA of Scylla paramamosain (green mud crab), 2106 nucleotides long. RefSeq names its product retinol dehydrogenase 12-like. The transcript is spliced from 9 exons. The record is from RefSeq and is a predicted model, not a curated record. Lineage: Eukaryota; Metazoa; Arthropoda; Malacostraca; Decapoda; Portunidae. Bases 119 to 1087 code for a protein of 322 amino acids.